Maudiozyma saulgeensis is the source of this 1749-nucleotide messenger RNA. The record is from the annotation of a GenBank genome assembly. NCBI's taxonomy places the organism in Eukaryota, Fungi, Ascomycota, Saccharomycetes, Saccharomycetales, Saccharomycetaceae.
AUGCUGCUGGUAUCAAGGAGAUGUAAUGUUUGGAAUAGGUUAAAGGUUAGUCGGCGAUUGAUUUUAAAUUGCAAAUUUCAUAAUAAUGUUGUUGUUAAUCAACAUAUUAACAAUAGCAAUAUUUUGAAAAUAAAUACAAAGAAAUUACAAACACAGGAGAGAGUUACAAUCAUUGAAAAUGACCUAAAUAAAUAUUAUCCAUCAAUGUCUUUAUUGAACAAUUCUUUAAAAGAAAUAAAUUCUAUUACUAAUUAUACAAUUGAACAAUUCAUUGAUACAUAUGUUAAUAACAAAUUAGAUCAUGAUGAAUCUGAUAUUUUAUUAAAGAUUAAUGGUAGAAUUAAAAAUGUUAGAAUUGCAGGGAAAAAAAUGUGUUUCAUUGAUUUAAUUGAUACUCAAACUAAUAAAUCAUUACAAAUUAUUAUUAAUUUUAAUAAAUUGAAUAUGGAUUGUAAUGAUACAAAUAAAAAAAUUAGUUCUAAUGAAUUCAUUGAAACUAUAUCUUUCUUAAAGAAAAAUGAUUAUAUUCAAGUGAUUGGUAAUCCCGGUGUAUCAGAAAAUAUUCAAAGGACAGUUUCAUUGAAAUGUAUUAGAUUGCCAAUCAUAUUAAGUCCCAUUCAAGUAUCUUUGCCUAAUGCAUUACAAGAUAAUGUUAAGAUUAAUAAGAAUAGAGUAUUAGAUUAUCAAGUAAAUGGAAUAACAACAAUAAUGAAAAGAUCUCAAUUGAUUAAUUUAAUUCGUAAAUUUUUAUUAACUAAACAAUUUAUUGAAGUUGAAACACCAAUUUUAUCAGAAAAGGCUAAUGGUGCUAGUGCUUUACCAUUUAUAACUAAAUUAAAUUUUAGUGAUUCAAAUUUACAAUUACGUAUUGCACCCGAAUUAUGGUUAAAAAGAUUGAUAAUAGGUGGAUUUGAUAAAAUUUUUGAAAUUGGGAAAGUUUUUCGUAAUGAAAGUGUAGAUGCUACCCAUAAUCCAGAAUUUACAAUGUUGGAAUUAUAUCAACGUUAUUUAUCAAUGGAUCAAUUAAUAUUAUUGGCUCAAGAUAUGUUUAAAUUUGUUUUAAAAGGGAUGAUUAAUCCAGAAAUUUCAUUGUCUCAUAACAAUAAUGAAACUAUUUACCAGUUGUAUCAACAAUUACAAGAUAAUGAUUGGAAAUUUAAGAAAAUAGAAUUUUUACCAACUUUAUCGAAGGAAAUGGGUGUUGAUUUCAAUAAGAUAGAUCUUUCACGAACUCAACCUUUAAUGGAUAUUAUACCAUUCGAAGUGAAACAAGAGAUAUUUAACUCAAUUGAACUUCAAGAGCCUGAUUUGCAUCUUUCACCACAACGAAUUCUAGAUAAAUUAUGUGGGAAAUAUAUUGAAUCGAGAUAUUGUCAAACUUUAUUACCAACCAUCAUUAUGCAUCAUCCAACAGUGAUGUCGCCAUUGGCAAAAAUUAAUUCUUUGGAUAAUAAAGUAAGUCAAAGAUUUGAAGUAUUUAUUAAUGGUAAAGAAUAUAUCAACGCUUAUGAGGAAGAAAAUUGUCCACAAUUACAAUUACAAAAAUUUAAACAACAACAUGAUUUUAAGAACAAUGAUAAGGAGUCUCUAGAGGUAGACUACGAGUAUGUAGAGGCUAUGAAGUCAGGGAUGCCUCCAACGGGUGGGUUGGGACUUGGAAUUGAUAGAUUGUGCAUGCUAUUGCUUGACAAAUCAAGAAUCGAACAAGUUCUAUCAUUUGGAUCCCUUGAUGAUGUAAAUAUACAAUGA